GCCCUCCAGCCAAACCCGUCGCAGCCGCCUCCACGUACCACUCCCGUCGCACCGCCGGCAGCAGCCUCGACCACCGCCGGCAGCAGCCCCCCUCGGUACCCUCUCUCUCUCUCUCUCUCUCUCUCUCUCUCUCUCUCUCUCUCUCUCUCUCUCUCUCUCUCUCGUCUACUCAGAAAUCAUCGCCCGCUGCUAUCCAUGGCGAUCCCGAUGCCGAAGGCGCUGAUCUCAUCUUUACUGAUUCAAGUGUCCGCCAUGGGUAAAUCACUUGGAGUUCUCAUCUUACUGGGUUCCUCCUCUUCCUUUCCUUCUUCACCUCACUGUCCCAAGCCCAAACCUGCAACGGCUGGCCUUACCAAGCAACCAAGUUUACUGAUCUCAUCUUUACCGAUGCCGAAGGCGCUGAUCUCAUCUUUACUUAUCUCUUCUUUUCACUUCCCUUUUAUUGAUUCAAUGUGCAGUGGUAUAGAUUGUUUAUACUGGUAGUUUUCGUGUGAUGGUAUAGAUUUAUUUCUGCAAUGGUAUUGAUUGUUUAUGAUAUAGAUUGUUUAUAUUGGUAGUUUUCGUGUAAUGGUAUAGAUUUAUUUCUACAAUGGUAUUGAUUGUUUAUGGUAUAGAUUGUUUAUAUUGGUAGUUUUCGUGUAAUGGUAUAGAUUUAUUUCUGCAAUGGUAGUUUUCGUGUAAUGGUAUAGAUUUAUUUCUGCAAUGGUAUUGAUAUUUUUCAAAGUGGUAGUGUUUGUCUAAUGGAUUGGUACUGAUUUUGUUUUUUUUUUUUUUCAGAAAGAUUGAGAAAAAGAUGGAAAGGAAAUCUGGAUGGAGAUUACGGAAGUGAGAGAAAGAGAGAAUUUUAAUUAAUAGAUUUUUGUAACUACCUAAAAUGUAAUUUAUUAAAAAAUUAAUUAAUAUAAUUUAUUUUUCCAUACCCAAUUUACCCUUAGUAACCACGAUGAUUACUACUUUUGUAGUAAUCACCGUAACCUGUCCCGACCGAUAGGUGGGGUAAGAAGAGUAUGGGUAGUGUCCUCAAUUUGAGUUAUCCUGACCCGCUUUAUUUUUACCAGUUUUUGUUUAAAUCACAUGUAAUUUUACAUAAAUUAUUUAGAAUUUUAAUUUUAUUACCUAAUAUUUUAGCUAUAAUAAAAUUAUAAAUAUAUGGGAACCUUAAUUUCAAGAAUAAUUUAACUACAUCUAUGUUAUAGUUCGUUUCUUGUGAAAAAAAGAAUAAAAUUCCUGGGUCUGGAAUUUAAAUUCCGAAGCUUAGAAGUCUAUUUGAAGUAAAGUUGCAGGUCACCGGUCAAGGGGUGGAAUGCAGUGCUGUCAAAGCCGAACCGAGCUGGCCGGCCGGACUGCCAAAGCCGCCACCCGUCUGUAAAAUCGGCUCGGAUCAGCUAUUUAACCGCUACGGGUUUAUACAGCGGCCGGCGAGCGGCCGAAGCGGUUAAGCGCUCGAGCCGCUCAAGCCGGUCGCGCGGUUCGGCCGUUUGGUUUACCUAAAAAAAAAAAAAUUAAAAUCGAGAAGGCCAAUCGUGGGUCUGGGCCAGCCAAACAAAACCCUAACUUUCAUUGCAUUUCUUCGUUUUCGACCCUAGAACAGACUACAGAGGGAGAGCGGCGCCACAGUCAGCAACAUCUCCCACCAGCCGUCUCACCUCCUACUCGAGGUAAGUUAAUUUCUGGUUGAUUGUAAUUUAAAUAUUUUGUUUGCAUCAUUUUGAUUUCAAUGUUAAUUUGCAUUUCAAUGACAUUGCUUUAAUUUUUGAACAAUGUGGUGGUUUGGAAUUGGAUUUUUGAACUUUUGGUACUUAUGUUUUAGAAUUGUUAAGAGUUAAGACUGUAAUUUACUAAUUUAGUCAUGGUUUACCAUGACUAAUAAGUGUCCACUAUUUAU
Molecule: messenger RNA, 1885 nt
Organism: Linum trigynum
Lineage: Eukaryota; Viridiplantae; Streptophyta; Magnoliopsida; Malpighiales; Linaceae
Source: the annotation of a GenBank genome assembly